Frankliniella occidentalis (western flower thrips) is the source of this 5099-nucleotide messenger RNA. RefSeq names its product protein Tob1. The record is from RefSeq and is a predicted model, not a curated record. Gene Ontology annotation, molecular function: transcription corepressor activity. NCBI's taxonomy places the organism in Eukaryota, Metazoa, Arthropoda, Insecta, Thysanoptera, Thripidae. Gene Ontology annotation, cellular component: cytoplasm; nucleus. Gene Ontology annotation, biological process: regulation of gene expression.
CAAGCCCGUUUUUACUACAUCUCUAAUUAAUAAUCAACUUACUGUGUACAUAACCCGAAGAGAUUCCGUUCCGCCUGUGUCAAUCUUUCCGGGAUCGCGCGUUUGUAUUUUUUUUACGUUUUAUUUUGUAUUACCGACGAGAAGUGAGAUACGUCAGCUUGGUGAUCGCAAGUGACAAGAAAAAGGAAAACAACACCAACAAGAACAACACCGGCAACACAAUCCAGUGACUUCCCUUCCCGUCCCACUGAGCGGAUCUGGAUCAAGCCGAGUCAACAUUCCCACUGGACCCACUCAAGAGAAGAAACGGGAAGCAAAAAGUAUUAAGAAACAAGAAAGGCAAAUUGUGAUAGAAAUUUCGUAACAAGCCACCAGAUAGUACAAGGGCUGCCUUCUAGUCCUCUCCGGCGCCGCCCGCCGCCCAGCCACGAUUCCCUCUCGACCAGGCGAGCACACCGCCGGUCCUGGCGGCCAGCGAGUGCCGCCCCCAGUAGUAGCACCCUCCCCGACGUCGUCGCUGUCCCCGGGCCCACCGUGCCCGCCCCCCGCCGCCAUCCUGGAGGACCCCAUCGGCGCCAAGAUGCACAUUGAGGUGCAGGUCGCCCUCAACUUCGUCAUCUCGUACCUGUACAACAAGCUGCCCCGCCGGCGGGUCAACAUCUUCGGCGAGGAGCUGGAGCGCGCGCUCAAGGACAAGUUCCGCGGUCACUGGUACCCCGAGAAGCCGUUCCGCGGCUCGGCCUUCCGCUGCCUCAAGACGGGCGACCCCAUCGACCCCGUCCUGGAGCGCGCCGCCCGCGAGAGCGGCGUCCCCGUCCAGGACAUCCUGGAGAACCUGCCGCACGAGCUGGCCGUCUGGGUGGACCCCGGCGAGGUGUCGUACCGCAUCGGGGAGAAGGGGCAGGUGAAGAUCUUGUUCAGCGACAAGCACGACCUCAGCGACGACCACCUGGCGGAUCGCGAGGUCACCAAGACGUUCAACCCUGAGGCGCAGUGCUUCCGGCCCAUCGAGGCGAUGCACCACGCACCGCACCAGCACCAGCAAGUCCACCAGGGCCACCAGGGAGGCCACCAGAGUCACCAGGGCGGCCACCAAGGCGGCCACCAGGGCCACCAGGGCCAUCAAGGCCACCAGGGCCACCAGGGCCACCAGGGCCACCAGGUCCAGCAGGGCCAGCACAGCCACGGGCACGGGCACUCGGUGGUGCCGGGGCUGGUGCUGCCCCUGGGCAGCGGGCCCGCCUCGCCCUUCGAGCAGCCCAUCAACGGCGUGGGCACCAUCGGCCAGCCGCUGUCGCUGCCCCUGGGGCCGAACCUUGGCCCCGCCGGGGCCGCCAGCGCCACCAACAACCAGGCGCUAAGCAUGGGCCAGCCCCUCGGCCAGCCCCUCGGCCAGCCCCUCGGCCAGCCGCUGGGCCAGCCCUCCACGCCAUCCUCGGCGCCCAGCCCCAUCCCCUACAAGGGCUCGCCCAGCCCGGUGACGCCCUUCCUGCCGCGGUCCUCGGCGCCCCUCACCUUCACCACUGCCACCUUCGCGCAGACCAAGUUCGGCUCCACCAAGCUCAAGACCAACAGCAAGCGUGCCAACAGGAUGUCGCCGACCGAGUUCUCCAACUACAUCAAGCAGCGCGCCAUGCAGCAACAGCAGCAGCAGCAGAUGCACCACCACGGCGGCCCCGUCGGCCACCACCACAUGCCGCCCGCCUCGCAGCUGUCCCCGCAGGGCGGCGGGGGCCGCUCGCUGUCGCCCAACAUCCUCACGGACCCCACCAGCUUCUUCUUCCCGCCGUCACAGUACCCGCAGCAGCAUCAGCAACAGCAUUUCGGCCCGCCCAACGGCGUCAACGGCGUGAGCGGCGUGAGCCCCCGCGGGCUGUACGACUCCAGCUCGGGCCCGUUCCUGGACCUGUACUCGUCCUCCAAGGGCUACUCCAACUUCCUGGACCAUCAUGGAAGUUACUACAACAGCUCGGGCGGAUUCGGCUCCGGGUCCGCGACUCCGGGUCCCAUCGGCUCCGGACUGUCGAACGGCGGCUCGGGGGCGGGCUCUGGGGGCGGCAGCCACAGCCCGGGGGUCAUCGGCGGCGGCCUCGGCUCUGGGUCGUCCUCUUCCGGCAUGAGCGGUGGCCUCGGGGGCGUGGGCUCGGGGAGCGGCAACCAGUCGCAGGCCGAGAAGCAGCUCCUGGACGGCUUCAACAGCUUCGGCCUGGGGCCACACCCCAGCAACAACCAGUACCAGCACUUGCUGGUCGCUAACUAAAGCGUCCGCCGGCUCGGAUGCAAUGCGUAGUCGAUUUCUUGUUCUUUUUUAAAACAAAUAUUAUGUAUUGUUUUUUUAAUGGUUCAUUGUUGCUUGUCAAGGCAUGGUAGGGUCGGGUUCAAUCAGAGAUUGUGACCUGAGAUUCGAACCCACGUCUUGUUGCGGUUUAUCGUUGUAAAAAACGUGGGUUCGAAGAGAAAAGCCUCCCCCUGUGUGCUUUAAUGACCUACAUUGGUCCUAAAUUGCAUGUUUACAUGUUUUUCAUCUGUUUCCUGUUGGUUUUUUAAAUCUUUUAUUUUUCUUUUCUUUGUUUUAAGAUAGUUUGCGGUUUUUGUGUCCUUUUUUCCUUAAUUGCCUUAACUUGGCGUGGGGAGCUCUGAAAGGUUUCAUAUCUGAUCUGAGUAAGAUGGUGAUUCAUUGUCGUUGCCGAGGAAUGGCGCGUGCAGUGUAUUUUAAAUAACUGUGGAUAUUAUUGUGGGUUCAUUUUUUAUUUUUGUAUCUCUUUGUAAUAAAAAUCCAGUGUGAAUGUGUUAUAAAAAUCGAGAUGUGUAGAGUGUAUGGAGAAUACCCGGGGAGCAAACGCAGAGCUAAUGAAUUCUCGCACAUCAAAAAGAUGACUGGAGUGUCUUUGGUGCACUGGAGAUGUUUGAGUUUUUCUCUAACAGGAGAUAACGCAUACCAUAGCAGGGGACGCAUUCGCAUAAUUCCGCAAACAAACAGCCAAAUGUCUUUAAAAAAUGAUAAAAAAAUAAUCGCAGUGUACAUUCGCAAGCGUGUUUCGAAAUUCUACGGAUCUUCUCUAUCCUUUUUAUAAAUUUUAGAUUGUAAUUAUUGUAAACUAAUUACCAACUCUUAUUCUAAUUAUUCGUAUUCUCCAUCCAGUCCCUAGAAACACCUUUCAAGUGUUCUAUCUAGUUUUGGGGCCCUCUCUGGCGGCCGCAGUGUGCUCUGAUGAGUUUGUCUCGUUAGUUUUGCGUUUGAAAGUUCUUACCACGAUUAUUCUCAUCUACGGCAUAGGCUCAUGAAUUCAGUAUUACUUUUGUAUCACAGAAACCGCCGGUUGGUUUCUAAUUUGCAAGUUAAUUUGCAAGUUAAAUUUUCAAUCACACGGAAAGACACUUUGUUAUCCCUAUCUUGCGGCACCCGUUAAAUAUCUUUUUGUACAGAAAAUCCGGGCUGCAGACAGUUUAGUACAAUUUUACAUUAUAAUGCAAUCAUGUCUGCAGUGAGCCCGCGUGAGAUAAGAUAUGGAUUUUGUUGUAUACUGACAAUAUGAACACCGUACAAGUUCCGUUUCACUGUACUGCGUGUUGUAUUGCGGAAGUGUAACCAGGAUAUAUUUUUUGUAAUAAACAACAGUUUUAUACGUUCUUUUAAAAAAACAUUAACGUGUUAUGUCCUUUGAUAAUUUAAUAAUACUUGUUUCCAAAGUAAAGGGGACUGAGAUUUUCGAUCAUGCCAAAAAAAGGGAAGAUGCAACAAGUUGUGGUUUUACAAUCAUUAUGUUUUUCACGUUUAAUUUGCGAGGUGCAGGGUGCAGACGCCCAAUGCAUAUCGCUAGUCAGCCAACUCGGUGCGUGGCCUCUGCGCCGUCCCAUUCAAACGCGCUCUGCAUUUCAAAAAGUAAAAAAUUUCCCCGGCUUAGAUCAUACGAUAAAUGUGUUCAUUUGCUUUAUUUGCGGAUGUUACUUGUAACGCCGCCUUAAAGGUUCAUAAUCUCUGUCUUCUGGGACAAAACCUACGAGUUAAGCCUUACGAUAGUGUUUUAUAUUAUUCGGCCGCGGUAUGGAGCCGGCUGUCGAGCGCUCGCAGGCUGCGGGAGGUUACUCAUCGCUUGUUUGGUGUUUCGCUUUAUGGAGUCGCAUCUAAAAUGUAUACCUAUUGUCCCUCUAUCUUGCGAGUUAGUAGUUGUAAUUAAAAAUAACCUUUCCUUUGAGGUCUCCAUUGCGUAGUCAAGAGAGCAAAAGUAUUAGCAACUUUUUUCAAAAUUGUAGACUUAAAAAAAACCUUAUCUAAAUGAACGUAGGCUCGUGUUUUGGAUCUUGAUCUUUAUGUAUACAUAUACCUAUAUAUACAAACUAUACAUUUAGAUGUACUCGUGUAAAAUGUUUCAUUCGAUUGAUAUUCUCUCGGCUUGUCUAUUGCCUACACAGGAGUUGGUGCUGUGCGCCACACUUCAGUCAUUGAAUGCGAAUCCCUCUCUGAGAGUUUCGAAUUGUUCUGUUUGAUCGGUUUGACGGGUCGUGUGAUAUUCCGGUUGAUUCGCUGCAGCGCGUAGACUCAUUGCCUCCGAAGUGUUAGUCCUGUAGCUAUGCGGGAAUCUGUCUUGUUCUGAACCUCCCAUAAUCGGUCACAGAAAAUCCAAGGUCUUUCAAGCAAUUCACACUGACUAACAUAUUCUAAAAUAAUCGACAAAAAGUACUGUGACGAGGCCACCGGGCUAAAUAUCUUUUAGAUCAUACAUUUGAGUUCCUUCAAUUUAAGCGGAUCAUUAAGUUUUUCCUUAUGCAUCUUACAGAUCAGCAGUAAGGGAUACCUGUUAAGUUAAACCAAAGUGAAUAGUGACAUUACGUUACCUAAAUUUAUUAACUUUCAAACUGAUUGUAGUUUUAUGCCAUACGCUCAGUGAGUGUAUAAUUUUUCUUACGCGUUUUUUGAUCCUUUGAAACUUUGGUUUCUGUGUUUUCAUUUUUUUUACCAAAUCUGUAUAUUCGUGUUGAAACGUUUAGAGCGUUUUCAGUUCCAUAACAUAUUUUAUCUUUUAUACCCUAAAAUAUUACAAUUUCACGUCUGUUUCUUACUGUGUAUCUGGAAAUAAAAUCAUAAGUAUUGUCACGGA